Molecule: messenger RNA, 3790 nt
Organism: Colossoma macropomum (tambaqui)
Lineage: Eukaryota; Metazoa; Chordata; Actinopteri; Characiformes; Serrasalmidae
Product: E3 ubiquitin-protein ligase DTX3L-like
Exons: 11
Coding region: 54-2903 (949 amino acids)
Biological process (GO): Notch signaling pathway; protein ubiquitination
Molecular function (GO): metal ion binding
Source: RefSeq, a predicted model, not a curated record
UUAUUGUUUCUGCUGCCGGAUUUGUAGAAGUGUAAAGCAGAGAGACGAUCAUCAUGUCAAGCGUGGACCCACCAGAAGAAGAGAAAAUGGACAUUGAUGAAGACACCCAAACUCCACGUGUGUACCCAGAUCUGACCCUGAUACAGAGACAAUACGCCCAGCAGACACCUCCACACGGGGCUGAUGGCUCCCAUCUGCUAUAUAACAGUUACAGCCCUCGUGAUCAGAAAACAGGACUGGGAGACAUGAAUAUGGAUGAUCACAAGAAUCCCGGUACUGGUGAUCCUCAGAAUACCCAUGGCGGAGGGAACGAUCAAAAUAUGAAUGCAGGGGUGAGUGGCAAACCCCCUGCCAGCAAUGCCAUUAUUACACAGCCUGGCAAAGUUCAAGGAGAUUUUCGUAGCCGUCCUGAAGCCUUUGGACUUACAAAUACUCAGGUGCUCUCAUCAGGGUUUCCGGAUACUGCUGUGGCACAAAUGAACCCACAGCAAGAACCUCACAAGAGCACAGAUGCUCAAGCAGUCGAUGAGGACUUACAUACAGCAGAUGCUGCAGGGGCAAAAAUAGAUGAUGGGGACAAAAAUGCAUCAGGUGAUGCAGGGACAACAAUUGGUGUUGGAUCCAAACCCUCAGCCCCUCUAGACUCUGCAAAGGUUAAUAUCAAAGUGGAGUGGACAGAGAAGUUUCCAGAAAAAUGGAAAAAACAUCUGCAAAUAGCUCUUCAGAGUUGGUUCAAUAAACUGUUCGAGCAGAUGAAAGAGACCUGCACUGUUUUGAACCUUCAACUUCUGGCUGAUCAGCAUCAAGCAAUGGUGGAGAUAAGCCCGUCAAAGGCUUUGGACAUUUUAAGGACACUGAAAAUUGGAUCUUUAACAUUCAAGGAAUUAAAAUGUAGCACUAUAGUGCACUUUUUGGUGGAUGAAACAAAGUCUUUGAAAGAGCCACCGAAGUCAAUCCCCACAGUAGAGGAGGAGAAGGUGCCUGUCCCAGAGCUGGACAUGUUUUUUACUGCUUUCAUGGAUUUAGACAAAUGCCCCCCAAAUAUUCAAACAGAACUCAAGAGAAGGUUUGGAAAUCCUCAGUUUGGAAAGAAUUUGUCAUUUUCAGGACCUUUUCACAUAAUUGAGAAGAACUACAGAGAAUUUUGUGGCAUCAUUAGAGCAUCAGAAACUGGGAUGGCUGCUGCUGCUGCAGUGAAAAACGAUCUAAGUAGAGCUGAGAUCCCACAGCAUGCUGAGAAGAGUGGAGGUCCACCUGCUUUUACCAUUCCUCUCUUUCAAUACUGGUACUUGAGCCAUGCUUUCAGAAAUGAGCUCAGCCAGUUUGAGAAGGAGUUUGGUGUUAAAAUAAAUGCUGAUGUGUCAGUUUCAGUUACUGCUGUGGAUCAAACCAGAAGAGAUUCUGUUCAGGAAGCUGCUCAAAGAUUUAUAGACUUUUACCAGCAAAGCACACAAAACCUACAGUGUGUUAACAUCCCUCAAACACAACUGGAGUCUGAAAUUGUUAAAGAGGCAGUGCAUAAUAUUCAGUCAGACCAGACUAAGAUGAUGUUAAACAUGUCAGCUGAUCAAUGCCUGCUGUUUGGACCAAAACCUGUAAUAUCGGCAGUUCAGAAGAGGAUGGAUCUGGAGUCUGGAAUGAAGCUUGCAGAAUCAUACAGCAAUGGCAUGACAAGUAAAAUGGAGACUGACAUCAGUGAUGCAUCAAGAAGCUGGUCUUCACAGAUGUCCAGGACCUUGGAAAUGGACAUCAGGGACACUCCAGAUUCGAUUGAGAUGAAUAAGACGCAUUGGGAACUGAUGAAGAAGAUUUUUAAAAAACAGAUUCAUGAUAUUGAAAAGAAAUAUGGAGUUGUGUUUAAUGCUGUACCUUCACAGGGCUCCAUUAAGGUGACAGUACACUCAGUCAACCAAGGUGUCAAUCUUGAAAGCCAUGCCCUCAGAGCCUUCAUGCAUCUCUAUCAGAAAGUUGCCACAUCAGCUGUUGCCUGUACAUUUAAGAACCCUGCUGAGGCAAAAACUGUGGACCAGGCACUGGAAAGACUCGGCUGUCAAGACUGUUUUGUUGGUGUUCAGGAGAAAAACGAUAUCUGGAAACUUGUUGGGCUCCCAAAGCAUCUCGGCCCUGCCAUCACUGAUAUUGAGAAGCUGGUUGGAAAGCGUUUAUUUGAUGACAAGACAAAGCGAUUAGUUGGUUACUCGGGAAAUUUCCCACAAUCAUGGGGGCUUAGAGGGGGGCAACAGGGAGCAGGUGCAGUUGGGUGGACAGACGGACCUUCUCCGAACAUUGGAGCACAAGCAAACAAUGAGCCAGGAAAAGCUGCUAACAAGAAAGAAAGUGAUAAAAGCAAAGAUGAUGACUGUCCAAUCUGCAUGGACAAAUUUACUGACAAAACAAAACUGAAAUGUGGCCACGAGUUCUGCAAAGGGUGUCUGCAGGAGUCAGUGAAGAGCAUGGGUAAAAUCUGCCCAGUGUGUAAGGACAUCUUCGGGAUGUUGAUGGGAACCCAGCCUGAUGGAACAAUGGACGUCUCUACCAAAGGCUUCAGUCUCUCUGGUUACCCUCGCUGUGGCACUAUUGAAAUUAUUUACACCAUAUCAGAUGGCAUUCAGACGGAGAGACAUCCAAACCCUGGACAACGUUUCUAUGGAACAAGUCGCCGGGCUUAUCUGCCUGACAAUGAUGAAGGGAGGCAUGUGCUUAAACUGCUGCGGAAAGCUUUUGAUCAGAAACUGAUCUUCACUGUCGGGACCUCCACGACCACUGGAGCACAAAACGUGGUCAUCUGGAACGACAUUCAUCAUAAGACCAACACCAGUGGUGGUCAGCAAAGUUAUGGCUAUCCGGACCCCGACUACCUAAAGAGGGUGAGAGAGGAACUGAAAGCAAAAGGCAUUGAGUGAAGAUUAAAAAUACAAAAGUAUAUAUAACUCAUAUUCAUAUGUUUACCUUAUUUUCUAGAUAUCAAAUGCCUAAUAAGAUGAGUCACUUAAUUUAGUCUUCUAUAUAGAUUUAAGAGAAUCUUAGGAAUAUUGUGUGGUUAUGUGAUUACUAUAUUUUCAACUCAAGACAUUUGAUGAUCAUUCAGUACAGUUGUUUUCAAAAGUGAAUGAGCGAGUGCAGUUGUAUGUGAAAGUUUGGCGCCCCUGGCCAAAUUAUAUAUUGUUGAUUUUUGAACUGAAGAGAAGUUACUACAACCUCUACAGUAAACUGUUUGAAAAAUGUUUUGGAUCAUAAGCCAGUCAUAUUUGUUAUAUUUGCCUCCAGAAUUUGCUCAUAGUUAGCACAAUCCAUUCUACCAACUACCCCUGUGCAAUGUUGAGUCAGUGGUAGCCAUUCAACAUCCAAGCAUAAUAUUUCCAGGGGCGACAACACAAAUGUAGCCAUUUUAUUUACUAUGCAAAACCACCAGUGAACCUACACAUGUCUUUUGAGUUUUAUAUGGAAUGUUGAUGAUGGGAAAAUAGUGGAAAAUCUGAAAUAAUACAUUUUCUUUGCGGACCAUUUUGCUUCGCAAUGUCCUACAUGUACUCAUACUCUAUGAAUGGGUUUAGGCUAAAAGCUCAUCAUAAAACUCAAACAUCAAAAAACAAUUCUGAGAUUUUUCACUUUAUGAAAAUAAGCCAAAAUCAAGCACAAGGGUUAUCAUGCUGCAUGAUUUUUCAUGUUUAAAUCUGAUGGUGUUGUGAUGUUAAAUUUGAGUACUCUGCACUUUUGUAACUUUACACUCUGUAAGCUGUAAUGGUGACUGGAUAAAAUGAAGAUAAAUAAAAACAGAUCAUGCAUGAAA